ACAAAUGGUCCGGUCUGACACAACAAUUACAGCUACAUGGGUAAGCUUAGUGGCUUUUUUUCUGUUUUACAGGCAGAUAUUUCUGAUUAUACUGUCCGCUCUUGGUGUUUUAUUGCUUUUAGAAGGUGGUCUCUUUGGACCAAACUCUUUCCCUGUAUCAAUUCUUUUUCUUACUUGCAUUACGGUUUGUGUAUGACAGCAUGCAACCUUAAUCAAACUUUUAACCUGACAAAGUGUCUCACAACUUGUAAAAAUUAUAAUUUGUGUGAACUUGAUUGUUUAUUCUGCAGUUAUAUUAAAGAAAAUGACACUGGUAAAUAUAAAAAGUUGUUGACCAACGGUUUAUAAUCGAAAUUUAAUAUGGCUGGCGGUAAAGGUAAAGAGAAGUUUAAAGGAACAAACAUUAGGUAUUUACUUAGAGCGUUUUGUCAAUUAAAGUGACUGCUACAGUUACCGAAAUAAGAAAA
Hydra vulgaris (swiftwater hydra) is the source of this 467-nucleotide messenger RNA. NCBI's taxonomy places the organism in Eukaryota, Metazoa, Cnidaria, Hydrozoa, Anthoathecata, Hydridae. The record is from RefSeq and is a predicted model, not a curated record.